CACCAGUAUGGUUUUCCAGUUUAUCAUCCUAAAUUGAAUGCAAUACAAGAAACGUCACAGCGGCGGCGUCGACUAACUUUGAGGUUAUAAUUUGUUUAUUUGAAUUUCUUGAUAAAUAAUAAAUCUUACGCUGUUAAACCUACACCAAGACCCAUACAAAUCUCACAGCAAUGGCAAAGCAUCAUCCAGAUCUUAUUUUCUGCCGUAAACAGCCUGGCGUCGCUAUCGGUCGUCUUUGCGAGAAGUGCGACGGCAAGUGCGUGAUAUGCGAUUCGUACGUGCGCCCAUGCACGCUGGUGCGUAUUUGCGACGAAUGUAACUACGGUUCUUACCAGGGCAGAUGCGUUAUCUGCGGUGGUCCUGGCGUAUCUGACGCUUAUUAUUGCAAGGAGUGCACUAUACAGGAGAAGGAUAGAGAUGGAUGUCCUAAGAUAGUUAACCUGGGUAGUUCCAAGACUGACCUCUUCUACGAAAGGAAGAAAUACGGGUUUAGAAAACAUUAGCAGUAACUACUUUUAUUUAAGUGAAAAAAAGACUAUGAUGUGCAUAAAGAAUGUUAUUCAUUAAGAAGUCUUGUGGUGUAUUUGUGGAGACUGUAAAG
This is a messenger RNA of Hyposmocoma kahamanoa, 601 nucleotides long. It is a transcript of the gene Phf5a, whose product is annotated as PHD finger-like domain-containing protein 5A. The coding region runs from base 171 to 503 and encodes 110 amino acids. The transcript is spliced from 3 exons. Gene Ontology annotation, cellular component: U12-type spliceosomal complex; catalytic step 2 spliceosome; U2 snRNP. Lineage: Eukaryota; Metazoa; Arthropoda; Insecta; Lepidoptera; Cosmopterigidae. The record is from RefSeq and is a predicted model, not a curated record. Gene Ontology annotation, biological process: mRNA splicing, via spliceosome.